Phasianus colchicus (ring-necked pheasant) is the source of this 2899-nucleotide messenger RNA. The record is from RefSeq and is a predicted model, not a curated record. Lineage: Eukaryota; Metazoa; Chordata; Aves; Galliformes; Phasianidae.
AGGAAAUAAAAGCUGCCGCAGCCGAAGGGUGCAAAAGCAUGCUGGGCAAGAGCCGCGGAGCCGCAGGACGGGAUGGCUGCGGCGGGGAGCGUUGCCCGCGCCGGGCCGGGCCGUGCUGCUCGGCGCUGCCCGUUCUGCUCUCCGCGCUGGCGGCCGCCUCCUGCGUGUACCUGGGGGUACGGACCAGCGACCUCCAGGCCCGGCUGGCGGCCAUCGAGGGCGCCCGGGGGGGCUUCGCCGCCGCUCCGCUCCCGCCGCUGCCCGGCUUUUCUCUGGAACGGCUCAACGAGAUGAUGCAGGAGAAAGUGGAGCGGCUGCUCGCCCAGAAGUCCUACGAGCACUUGGCAAAAAUCCGAGCGGCGAGAGAAGCGCCCGCAGAGUGCAGCUGCCCGCCAGGUCCUCCAGGGAAAAGAGGUAAGCGGGGCAGAAGAGGAGAGACUGGACCUCCUGGUCAGCCUGGUCCUCAAGGCCCUCCUGGUCCAAAAGGCGAGAAGGGAGAUCAAGGUGAUCAGGGCCCUCGGGGUCUGCCAGGCUUCCCCACAGUCGCUGCUCUGCACAGUAAUCAGAUCCUCACCGUCAAGGGGGACCAAGGACAAGCCGGACCCCCUGGACCUCCAGGGCCACCAGGACCCAGAGGUCCCCCAGGAGAUACUGGCAAAGAUGGUCCUCGAGGGAUGCCUGGCAUUCCGGGUGAGCCAGGAAAGCCAGGUGAACAAGGGUUGGCAGGACCUCAAGGGCCUCCAGGACAAAAGGGUUCUGUUGGAGUGCCUGGUGUUCCUGGGAAAGAUGGACAAAUGGGAGAACCUGGUUUGCCUGGCGUAGCGGGGGAGAAGGGAGCAGCGGGGCUUAAGGGUGACCCUGGAGAGAGAGGAGAAAAGGGUGAUGCUGGAGAAAAUGGACCAAAGGGUGACACAGGAGAAAAGGGUGACCCUGGUUCGUCUGCUGCAGGAAUUAAGGGUGAACCUGGUGAAUCUGGACGGCCCGGACAAAAGGGUGAACCAGGUCUUCCUGGGCUUCCUGGACUCCCUGGGAUAAAGGGUGAACCAGGUUUCAUUGGUCCGCAGGGAGAACCCGGGCUGCCAGGGUUACCAGGAACAAAGGGUGACAGAGGAGAGGCAGGCCCUCCUGGGAAGGGUGAGCGAGGUGAAACUGGACUUCCAGGACCAAAGGGUGAUACAGGUGACAGAGGUGACACAGGAUCUCCAGGUCCACGGGGGCCACCUGGACAGAAGGGUGAUCAAGGUGCUACAGAGAUAAUUGACUAUAAUGGCAAUAUUCAUGAAGCUCUACAGGGACCACCAGGACCACCGGGACCCCAAGGGCUGCAAGGUCCAAAGGGUGAACCAGGAUCCCCAGGAAUUCCUGGAGUUGAUGGGGAACAGGGUCCUAAAGGACUAAAAGGAGAUAUGGGUGAACCUGGAAUGCAUGGAGAAAAGGGAGGAAUUGGACUACCUGGAUUGCCAGGAGCCAAUGGCAUGAAAGGUGAAAAAGGAGAUGCUGGUUUGCCUGGUGCCCAAGGCCCUUCGAUCAUAGGACCUCCUGGACCUCCAGGGCCACAUGGUCCUCCGGGCCCUAUGGGACCUCAUGGCCUGCCUGGCCCAAAGGGUGAACCAGGGUUAAAUGGUCUUAAAGGAUUGAAGGGUGAACAAGGUCAAAAGGGUGACAGAGGGCCCCUUGGUCUUCCAGGAGCAUCUGGCUUAGACGGAAAGCCAGGACCCCGGGGUAUAGAUGGCCCAGUCGGUCCCCACGGCCCUGCAGGCCCUAAAGGAGACAGAGGUGAAAAGGGAACUGUAGGUGACCCUGGACCCAGAGGACCCUAUGGCUUGCCUGGUUUCCCUGGUCCUCGAGGAGAAAAGGGUGAAAUAGGAGAAAAGGGAGAAAAGGUGAUCGCAGUGUUAUUAACUCUUGCUUGGUUCCUUGGCCCAGUCAGCUCUGCUGUCUUUAUUCCAUAAAUCAUCCCACUAAACCUGAUCUUUGUUUUCCCUGUGUGCCAAAAGGCAGCUCACAGAUGCGCACUAAACAAAAUCCCGUGUUAGAAAGAUCAUGAAAAUUUAUGCACAGAACGAGUGCUACCAAUGUGUGCCAAAGCACAGCUCGUUCUUAGGCUCGCUUUCUCCAUCCAUCUUACGCUUGUUGAAAGUCCUUGUCAGCCUGAAACUUUUAAAGCAGACAUCACCGAAAUGAGUAAUUUUGGUAGUAAUGUCAUACAGGAGACUCAGAGCCUCAGCAGUAUUUCAGUGUAACUGCUGACCCCGGCGCACUGUGCCUGCACACACUGCCUGUCCCAUACCGAGUGGCAAAGGACAGGAACUGUGCUAAUCUUUACUAUUGACAGUGGCUUAUUUCCUCAGUGAUGCUUGUGGACUGAAAUUAAAUCUUACACUACGUUUUCUGGUAAACCAGCCCAACAGUAACAGGAGGGUAACAGAAGAGGCCUGGCGUCCAGACACGGUGGCAUGGAAAUUUGUUCAAUAAAAUGCAAUUUAGGACCAAACGAUGUAGAGAAAUACUCUCUUCAAACAAGUUGAGACUAAUUUCUAAUUAGGUAACUUACUUCAGACUGAAAUGUAAAAAUUAAUAUCGUGACUAAAACACUGUUAAGAAUGAUGCUUGUCUUUCAUUGACACGUCUUGAUUGGUGAGUAGCUCAUUACCUCAGUUUUGAGAAUAAAUCCUAGGCCAAUGGUUUUUGUUUUAGCCUGUUGACAGCUCAACAGUAAAACUAUGUCAGUGUUUGCAUUAUAAUGUCUGCUUAACUUGGCUGUUAAAAAAAAAAAAAAAAGAAAAAAAAUCUAGCUCCCAUUACUUCUACAAAAUUACAGUCCAGGAGCACUCAGCACAAAAACAUUUGUACAAUUGGUUUUAUAUUUUCAAGUUUUAUGAGUAGAAGUCUAUUAUUU